UUGAAAGGAGCACGGUACAGAAGCGCACAAACGGUAGAAACGUGAACGGCGGCAGAGCUCCCGGUGUUUAACGUUGAGUAAAAUCGGUAAAUGUGGUGGAGACUCAGAUAAGCUCCAGCCGAAGAGUAAGAAAGUGCUUUAAUCGGUAGAUAUCUUUGAAAAGAUUUAGAGUUAACGUUUACCGGGUGUUAGCUAACCUGCCGUGUUGUUAGCGGAGCAACGGAAGUCACGGUCCUCCGCAGUUAACGCGACGCUAGCUUAACGGCUGCACCGAGUUAACCUGCUUUAACGGUUUGCGGUUUACGCCACAGCGCGGCGACCGUUCACGCUCCGCAACAGAAGGUGGCGCCGUUUGAUUGUUGGUGUGUGAUCCGCUAACACACACAGAGAGGAAGAGGUCCAUGGAAGUAGCAGCGGGUUUUUCUGAACUGCAGCGGGUCUAUGGACUGAACCGGACCGGUAUGCUGUGAUAUGGACGUGAAUGAGUUCCUGCGGAGGAAGCGGCAGGAGUCGGACCGGCAGCUCCGCUGGUGACGGUGUCGGCACCGGUAAGCUGGGCUUGCUGUUGUCCGUGUCCUACCCGCUGCUGGCUGUGCUGUCCCUGCUCCGGUGGCUCCUCUGCUGGCUGCGGAGCCGCAUCAUGGCCGCUGUCAGAGCCGGGCCCCGAGCCGCUGACGAGCCAGGUGGCGUGAAGCGGCGGCAGCAGCGGGACGCCAGCCGGAGCCCGGAGCGAGGCGAGCGGGUCAGGAGCUACCACAGGCGGGCCUUCGAGUUCAUCUCUGCGGCGCUGAGGGUCGACGAGGACGAGCAAGCUGUUGUGUUGUCAGGUGACAAGCAACAAGCGGUGGGCUGGUACCAACGAGGGAUCACUGAGCUGGAGGAAGGCAUCGCAAUCCAUAUCUCAGGGAGCGGAGAGAAAUAUGAGCGCGACAGACGGCUGCAGAAGAAGAUGACCGCCAACUUGAUCAUGGCUAAAGACCGACUGCAGUCUCUAGUCAUGGUGCUCUCAGGGUCCAGGGCUCAGACAGACAGUUACACAAGCAGCACUAACCCUGCCUCCCACAUCACCCAGCUGCGCUCCGGUGGCGCUGUCUCCAGAAAGAGAGACUCUGUUAAUCAGGCACCAUCCGGCCGAACGAAGCACUUCUCAAAGACGUCCUCUUCUACCUCCUCCUCAUCUUCCUCGAUGGGCCUCCAUCGCUCUUCAAACCUCAACGCAGGCGGCAGCUCACAGCGCCCCCCUGCCCACAGCGGCAACAGCAAGGGUAGAACAAGCCGUCACAGCGGAAAAGUCAGCUCCCCGACAUCAGUACCGCAGAAGAAGAAAGACACAAAGAACCUGAAGAACGUAGACGGGAAGCUCGCCAACCUCAUCCUCAACGAGAUCGUCGACAGCGGGUCGUCAGUGAGCUUUGAAGAUGUUGCUGGUCAGGACUUGGCGAAGUUGGCGCUGCAGGAGAUCGUCAUCCUGCCGGCACUCAGGCCAGAGCUGUUUACAGGACUGCGUACUCCAGCCAGAGGACUUCUUCUGUUCGGUCCGCCCGGCAACGGCAAGACGAUGCUGGCUAAAGCCGUGGCAGCUGAGUCCAACGCCACCUUCUUCAACAUCAGUGCCGCCAGCUUAACCUCCAAAUACGUGGGUGAAGGGGAAAAGCUGGUUCGAGCUCUUUUCUCUGUGGCCAGAGAGCUGCAGCCCUCCAUCAUCUUCAUCGAUGAGGUGGACAGUCUGCUGUGUGAACGGAGGGAGGGCGAGCACGACGCCAGCCGACGCCUCAAGACCGAAUUCCUCAUCGAGUUUGACGGGGUCCACUCGGGAGGCGAUGACCGGGUUUUGGUGAUGGGAGCCACCAACAGGCCUCAGGAGCUGGACGAGGCUGUUCUCAGGCGUUUUGCCAAACGUGUGUAUGUCGCUCUGCCAGGCGAGGAGACUCGCUUGAAGCUGCUGAGGAACCUGUUGGAGAAACACGGCAACCCGCUGACACACAGAGAGCUGAGCCAGGUGGCCAGAAUGACUGAGGGUUACUCUGGCAGUGACCUGACCUCAUUGGCUAAAGACGCCUCCCUGGGACCAAUCAGAGAGUUGCUUCCAGAGCAGGUGAGGAACGUACAGGCCAGCAAGGUCCGAAACAUUUGUUUCGGCGACUUCGUGGAGUCUCUGAAGAAGAUCAAGAGGAGCGUUGGUCCGCAGACUCUGGAGCUUUACGGCCGCUGGAACAGAGACUAUGGAGACACCACGGCCGUAUGAGCUCCACACAAACUGACUCUCCCAAAACCCUAGUUUUUAAGCAACGGCAUAGUGUUUUAUGCACCUUUGCACAAAUGUUUCUACCAAAUAAAGAAUACUUCCUCUUCUUUCUUUGGUUUCUGGCUUGGACUCCGAUGUCCAGACAUGUUUCCUUCAAACUAGCUGAAGUUUGUUUGUAGCCACGAGGAUUAAAAAACGGUCCUUGGUCAGUUACUUUGCUGUGAGAGAGAUAUUUGAUGAUUGAUUAUUUUUUUCACCAAAAAUAAUCUUUUUGGUCAUUUUAUUCAGUAUUUUAUCAAAUGAGUUUUUGGUUCCGCUCUUUGCAUUAAACACACAUGGAUUUGA
Molecule: messenger RNA, 2590 nt
Organism: Xiphias gladius (swordfish)
Lineage: Eukaryota; Metazoa; Chordata; Actinopteri; Istiophoriformes; Xiphiidae
Gene: spast
Product: spastin
Exons: 17
Coding region: 482-2245 (587 amino acids)
Cellular component (GO): microtubule cytoskeleton
Molecular function (GO): microtubule severing ATPase activity; ATP hydrolysis activity; ATP binding
Source: RefSeq, a predicted model, not a curated record